Neltuma alba is the source of this 1226-nucleotide messenger RNA. Its product is annotated as chloroplastic lipocalin-like. NCBI's taxonomy places the organism in Eukaryota, Viridiplantae, Streptophyta, Magnoliopsida, Fabales, Fabaceae. The coding region runs from base 109 to 1110 and encodes 333 amino acids. The record is from RefSeq and is a predicted model, not a curated record. Gene Ontology annotation, molecular function: small molecule binding. The transcript is spliced from 5 exons.
ACUUUUAUCCUAGCCGAUCGCAGCACCACAAACACUAGCAACAAAAUUGAAAGACACUCUGUAUUGGGCACUGGAUACAGUAGAAAAGGUUCCGAAGAAGGAUAGGAUAUGGUAGAGGUUCUUCUGCAAUUAUCGCCUCCUCUACUUAAGUGGUCUUCCCAUCCUCCAAUUCGCCGGGAAGUGACGGGAAAAACAUUGGUUAAGUGCUCGUUGGAGAGCCCUUUAUCAAGUAAGUUCCUGUCGAAGCAUGUAUUAUCUGGUCUUGCUGCUUCCUUGAUAUUCAUUUCUCCCAUAAAUCAGGCUGCUGCAGUAGAUUUAUCUCAACAAAAUACAUGCCAGCUUGCCAGUGCCAGUAAUAAUAAUGGAGUUACUCUUCCAAUUGAUGAUGGGUCUAAUGAAAAUGGUAGUAAUCUCAUGAUGAUGAGAGGCAUGACAGCGAAGGAUUUUGAUCCUGUUAGAUAUUCUGGAAGGUGGUUUGAGGUAGCUUCACUCAAAAGGGGAUUUGCUGGACAAGGUCAAGAAGAUUGCCAUUGCACUCAGGGUGUGUAUACAUUUGACAGGGAGACACCCUCUAUUCAAGUUGAUACCUUUUGUGUUCAUGGAGGACCGGAUGGAUUUAUAACUGGAAUUAGGGGAAGGGUUCAAUGUCUUUCAGAAGAUGAUUUGGAGAAAAAAGAGACAGAACUGGAGAAGCAAGAAAUGAUUAAAGAGAAAUGCUAUCUCCGAUUUCCCACAUUGCCGUUCAUCCCCAAGGAGCCAUAUGAUGUGAUCGCUACUGAUUAUGACAAUUUUUCUCUCGUUUCAGGAGCAAAAGACAGAGGUUUCAUUCAGAUAUACUCCAGGACACCAGACCCUGGACCUGAAUUUAUAGAGAAAUAUAAAGCUUAUCUGGCCAAUUUUGGAUAUGAUCCAAGCAAAAUCAAAGACACACCUCAGGAUUGUGAAGUGAUGUCGAAUAGUCAGCUGGCGGCUAUGAUGUCCAUGUCUGGAAUGCAGCGGGCAUUAACCAAUCAGUUUCCUGACCUAGAACUGAAGUCCCCUCUUGAGCUUAAUCCCUUGACUAGUGUAUUUGACACUUUGAGGAAGCUUGUUGAGCUUUAUUUUAAGUAAUAACUACGCCGAUCAGAUCCCAUUAUGCUUUGUUUUUGAAAGAGUUCACAGCUGGCACGUCGGUGCGCGGAUUGACAGUUGACAGCAACUAAUAUAAGACCUCAUUUAGUCUAUUA